Messenger RNA from Cherax quadricarinatus, 1507 nucleotides. The record is from RefSeq and is a predicted model, not a curated record. NCBI's taxonomy places the organism in Eukaryota, Metazoa, Arthropoda, Malacostraca, Decapoda, Parastacidae.
CAGAACCAAGACGGAAGGAAAUGGAUUGAAGCCUCCUGUCAGGAAGCCUAAAUGCUAGAGUAUGUAGGCUUAGGACGGAGAUCACUGAGUGCUGAGAAAAUGGGAAGCAUGUCAGAAUUGCGACCUCUCCUUCGGGAGAUGAAAGUGCACAGGGAGGACAUGUCAGGGGACCGCAGUUCGGGAUGUCGGUCCUCGGCAGCCAUGGGAGGCUCUGGUGGGCGUAGUUCAAGUGGACGAGGAUCAGGUGGCCGGGGCCAGAAAGCUACCAAACGUGGUGGCUGGGAAGAUGCUUGUGUAGAGUUCUACAGAGAAGCAUACCCCACAUCUGUUGACAAUAUCUAUGACACAAGGAUUACUACCCUUCUGCCUUCCAAGAGGUACAAUGGUGAGUAAAUACUAAAUAACUCUAGAGGUAUAAGCUACAAUAACGUGGCUAAAACGAUACACAAUUAUAGUAUUCCAGAAACUGUAGACAAUACUACAGUAUACAGUUAUGUCAUCUUGUUUUAUUUCAUAUUUGUGGGAUUCGAAGUAAAUAAUACAGUAGACCAUCAGAUAACAAUCUGUUAACAUGUGUUUGCUCCAACAUAGUUGCAAAAUUGGGCAUAUUUUCGGUGAACAUGCCAUAAAACAUUGGUUUACAUGGUAGAGUGCAUGUAGGAGGAAAACAUGACACAUGUCCUGUUUCCCCUCCUCAUAGUGAGCCUCAGGGCGAGUUCAUUGUCUUAUGGGUUAGUGGGUGGGAGUGUGCAAGCUAGUGAGGACAGGUACUGGGUGAAGAAAGGAGAGUGAAGGGGUGAGAGUGGCCUGCAGUGCAUACUGUUGCAGCCAUCCCAUGCUCCCUUUGCUCGUUGUACAUCCUGUGUGGCACUGGAGUGUGUGGUCAGAUAGUCACUGGUGUGGGGAUGGGUAGAGGCAGGUGGGUAAGGAUAUGCAGGUGAGGGAGAGUGUUUGGGGUGGAGGUGUAGUGGGGGGUAAGCAUGGAUGGGGGAGCAUAGGUGAAGGCCAACUGUGGGAAAUGGGUGAAGGUGAGGGCCUGGCAGUCAAGCUACACAGUGAGGUUCAGGGCUCCAUCCAACCAUGCUACAUUAAUACACAUCCAGUACCAUACCUCAGUCACACACCUCUGCCCACCUCAACUAUUUAUUCAACCUUCCUCCUUUCCUGCCAUGGCCACACCCCAGCUGCACCCAUACCAUCUACAACCCCCACCCAUACCACCUCCCCUAUAAUUCCUCCAUGGCCACUUGCCUUCACCCAUAUCAAGCCUCCGACCCUCGCCUUUCUUCCCAUUCAUACCACCCCUAUAAUUCCCCCAUGGCCAUAUGCCUUCACCUACACCAUCCCAACCAAACACCUACCUCCCACACAAUCCAUCCAUACAAUUCUCCCCACAGCACAUGCCUACACCUACAUUAUUACCCCACAGUCACCUAACCCUUAUGACCUCACACCAACCUUUCACCCUAACAUGCUGGCCACAUACCUAAUCACUUAGUCAUGCACC